UUUAUUUUGAAGUUAUGUCGCCGAGGUCGCAGCGUCAUACUGGUGGAACGGACGAGCCUGGUCUGACAAUAGAAACGCUGUAACAUCAACUGACUGAUAUUCAAAUCCUUUUUCCUUGAAUACUCUACAAAAUAGUUAUAUGGUUAUAGUCAUAACAAGAUGUCAGUCCAUUUGUCGGGCACAAUGUCAUCUUCUGUUCCGUUUCACACACAGCUUACCUCCAUUAUGGAGGUCUUGGUAAACGCGGCCGUGGCGGAAAUAUGCGAACUUGUGGACGACGGAUACGCGGUUUUACAUUUGGAAAUAUCUCGAAGUCAAAAAGAAAAUGAAGUUUUGAGGGAGAGAUUGCAGAUAAUCGAGAUGCGGAAUGGACAUGGACAGAAGCCAGUAACACAAGAGCGCUCCAUGAGAAAUCACACAGCGAGACCUGUCCUCAACCCAGAGCCAGCUGAAUAUGGAUAUAACCGAAGUCCCGUAGGCAGAGAGUUGAACAACUUCUGCAGCGACGAGGAGCAUCCAAGCAAAGAAGACCCUGUAAAGCAGUCCUGUGCUGUUAUGAAGUCUUUGGUGAAAGAGAUGGGUAAGUCUGAGUGCAUUCAAAUCAAAGAGGAAAGAAUGGAGGACAACAUAACUCCACAGAACGAGUCAAGGAUGGAAGGAGACAGUAGUGUUGAAUCAGGUGCUGAUGAAGACAAAGGAGAUAUGAUUGGGCACACUCAGACAAACAGUCUCUUUCAGGACUAUGAUCCGCAAAUCAAUGCAGACCAAGAGAGUGAGGGCACGAACCAGAAGCUUCCAAGUAUGAACGCUGCCCACAAUGUACAGGCGCAAGGAUACUCGGGCUUAUGGACACCAAUAAGCACUGAAACUGAUUCUGAGGAUCCAGCAUGUUCUUAUGCUUCGGAAUUAAGUCCCACUCAUGUUGCACUACACAUCAACCAACAACAACAGGCGCCAGUGGUUGAGAAAAGCACUUUGUUCCCUGUUAAAUCUUUCAAUGUGAAACCGGAGGCCACGAUUCUUGAUUCAGAACCCUAUGGAGAAAUAUAUCAAUGUAGCAGUAAUGAGUAUUAUUGCAAUAAUAGCAGUAAUAAUUUGCAUCCGCAAAAUCGCAUCUCUUACGAGGCUAGUAAAAAUGUUGGAAAUCUUGCCAUUGCCGACAAGUGUUUGGCAAAGAGUAAAGUAAAUGUAAGCGAAAACACAUCAAGGCCAAAAGUGGGCAUAGUCCAACGUUAUAUGGCAGGACAUAAAAUGCAGCACAGGGUGGGCAAACGAGAAAAACGCUAUGUUUGUGGCUUCUGCAGAAAAAGCUUUACUUGUCCAAAGUAUCUCCAGUCUCAUCAGCGGGUCCACACUGGAGAGAAACCCUUCAGCUGUUCUCAGUGUGGGAAGAAGUUCGGCCAAGCUGGUUAUCUGAAGAAACACCUGAACGUCCACACGGGAGAGAAACCAUUUGUUUGCCCUCUGUGUGGAAAGCGGUUUGCAGACUCAAGUAAUCUCAUCAGACACAAGAGUGUUCACAUAGGACAAAGACCUUUUGUUUGCAUACAGUGUGGGGAGAGGUUUCCAGCAAAGCACAACCUUAGAGUUCAUCUAGAGAUAAACCACUCUGGUUGCUCGAGUGCUGGAGAUGUAUUGUCACACAGUUUACCAUGAACAGUCAUGAGUAAUUAUACUCUUAACAUUUAGACUGAGAAUGUUUUGUCUGUAGUAGGCUAUUUGUCAUUUACAGUUAAGGAAGUUUUGAAGAAAUAAAUGAAUGGAACUAAU
Molecule: messenger RNA, 1770 nt
Organism: Esox lucius (northern pike)
Lineage: Eukaryota; Metazoa; Chordata; Actinopteri; Esociformes; Esocidae
Product: zinc finger protein 1 homolog
Exons: 4
Coding region: 160-1656 (498 amino acids)
Biological process (GO): regulation of transcription by RNA polymerase II
Molecular function (GO): RNA polymerase II cis-regulatory region sequence-specific DNA binding; DNA-binding transcription factor activity, RNA polymerase II-specific
Source: RefSeq, a predicted model, not a curated record